Molecule: messenger RNA, 3017 nt
Organism: Copidosoma floridanum
Lineage: Eukaryota; Metazoa; Arthropoda; Insecta; Hymenoptera; Encyrtidae
Gene: Eps-15
Product: Epidermal growth factor receptor pathway substrate 15
Biological process (GO): endocytosis; endosomal transport
Cellular component (GO): cytoplasm; plasma membrane
Molecular function (GO): protein binding; calcium ion binding
Source: RefSeq, a predicted model, not a curated record
ACAUGGCGAAUCUAAUUUUUGGAACGCACCCUAGCAGCAGAUUUUUGUUUAUUAAGUCAUUUAUUUCUGGGCAAUGGCUGAUCAGUAAUUAUAGGUGUUGCGUUUUUUGAGCAUCAAUUUUUUGGACGUAGCAUAUUUAUCGUUGGUGUGCAUUAUUGGUGAUAUUUUUAAAUCAGAAUAGUGGUAACCUAACUUGAUACAUCUUUGGAUAAUAAAAUCAAUAAGUACAUACACAACUGUUCUCUUAGCACUUCAAAUACACGCACGUUGACGGUGUAGUUGAAAGAGUUUAUGUUGUUUGAUGUAUGAAUAUUGAAAAUUAUUGAUAAAAGAUUUUAUUAGGCCAGUAAAAUUAAAGUUUAUAUCACAUACUUAAGACUGACAGUUGCUGCAAACAUUGCAUCCUUAUACUUAGUAUACAUAGCUGCUUAAUGUUACUGUCAGCUUGUUUUUGUUUUGAAAGCUGAUAUUUACAUUUGGAAGACAUUGUCUAUACUGUGGUUGUGUCUCCAUAGUAUUAAUGAUUAGAUUGUAAAAUUUUAUAAAUAAGUUUAUCAUGGCUACAUUACCCACACCCACGAAAGUAGCUGGUUCUCACUUGUCUGUAUACGAAAGUUAUUACAAGCUGGUUGAUCCCAACAACCAAGGGCAUGUUGGACCAAAAGAGGCUGCUGAUUUUUUGAAAAAGUCCCAGCUGAGUGAGAAAUUGUUAAUAAAAAUAUGGGACAUGGCGGAUCCUCAUUCACGUGGUUACUUAGACAAGGCAGGCAUGAUCGUUGCCUUAAAAAUGUGUGCUCUAGCCCAACAGGGUCUCGACUUGACUAUUGCAAACAUUUAUGCGGACGUAAAUCCCCCAAUGAUGGGCGAUGUCUCGACACUCAGUAGUUUUUGGACAAUUACUCCAGCAGAAAGGGAGAAAUAUCAAUUACUAUUUCAAAAUCUGGGGCCUGAAAAUGGAUACGUAUCUGGUAACAAAGUAAAAGGAAUACUGAUGGAUAGCAAGUUGCCGCUCGAGAGCUUAGGGAAAAUUUGGGAUCUAGCUGAUAUGGAUAGAGACGGUAAAUUGAAUCGACAUGAAUUUUUCGUUGCCAUGCAUUUGGUAUGCAAAGCUGUUCAAAAGCAUCCCAUACCAAACGUACUACCCAUUGAGCUCAUGGACAGCAAUCGUACUCUCUUAACGGAUCCAAUGCCGCAAGUACAACCGGUAGUGGUGGCGGCUCCUCCACCGCAACUUAUAUCAGGCUUUUCACCCGAGAAAGAAAUAAAAACCGACUGGAUAGUUUCCACUGAAGAUCAAAAAGCAGCGGACAAGCUGUUUGUUCAGGCUGACAAGGAUUUGGACGGUUUUGUAUCUGGAGCUGAAAUCAAAGACAUUUUCAUUCAAAGUGGACUGCCUCAAGCCAUCCUAGCGCACAUUUGGGGUCUGUGUGACAUCUCUCAAAGUGGAAAACUCAACAAUGAACAGUUCGCUCUGUCCAUGUGGCUGAUUAAACAGAAGUUAAGCAACAAAGAGCUUCCUGCCAAGCUGACUCCCGAGAUGAUCCCGCCGUCGUUCAGAAAGAAGGGCGCUGACAGCAACAAGGACAACAACAACGUUUGCAGCUACUCAAAUCCAGAGCUCGACAUGAUUAACAAGGACAUCAUCGAGAUUAUCCGAGAGAAACACAUACUGGAGCAAGACAUAUCCCAAAAGGAGGCGGACAUUAAAAUCAAGAGCGGCGAAAUUAAGAGCCUUCAGAGCGAGCUAGACACUCUGGCGGCAACCCUCAGGCAACUCGAUAGCCAGAAAGGCGAGGCGCAAAAGCGAUUGAAUGACCUCAAGGCUCAGGUCGACAAGCUGCGCCAGCAGGCCGAGGACCAAGAGACGACCCUGUGUGCCCAGGAGGACGAGCUCAAGACCAAGCGCCAAGAAAUCGAGUCGCUGAGGCUGACCGAGCAGAGCCUGGAGAGCCAGCAGAACGACUGCAAAAACAAGCUGAACUCCCUAUCCAACGAGCUACAGAACACCCAGCUGAAGAUCAGCCAGACUAAAGCACAGAUGACCCAGCUCGAGGAGCAGCAGCACCAGAUCCUCGACGCGAUCACUCAGUACGACUCUGCCAUCAACUCGGGCGACAUUUCAAACAUUCCGGAGACCCUGUACUACUUGAAGAUUGACUGGUCCGUCUAUGACAUCAAUAAAAAGAACAGCCAGAUCGACGACGAGUCAAACAAGGAAAACAAGGACGCGUUCAACAACAACAACAACAACAACAACAACAACAACAACAACAACAACCAGGAAGUCAAGGAGGCAAAGUUCGCGACGUUUGGCGAUGAUUUCGGCAGUAGCAACAAGGAUCCCUUCGCCAGCGACCCAUUCAACGAGAAAUCCUACGACCCCUUCAACGACGGCGUCUCGCCCAAGGGUUCCUCGGCGGACAUGGCCCAGGUGAAGGACCCCUUUGGUGAGGAUCCGUUCGCUGCCCUCCACGCGCCGGUCAAGUCCGAGAGCUCCAGCCCAGCUCUGCCCGCCAAGCAAGCCAAGAAACCGCCUCCGAGGCCCGCCCCUCCAAAAAUGGCUGGGGCGAGGAACACCCCGCCGCUGGGCGCGUCGUCCAUAAUGAAUACUUCGGAUCCGUUUGCUGAGAAGACAACUUCGGGAGGCACCGGAGGCAGCGACGCGUUCGGCUUUGCCGAUUUCGCGAACUUUGACGGGAAAUAAUUCUGUCGGUAUUGGUAGAUGCUUCUGGAUAUGUUACUCUGGAAGAUUCAUCGCCUUUACUGCUAUUGUUAUAGUGUUUCGCGAAAAAAGUAUUACAGCUGGUCUCCUGUGUUUUUUUUUAUAUACCUGUGUUUUAGCUCGAAAUUAUAAAAAUAUAUCGUAUGAAAUGUGCGUGCACGCAUCAGCAAAACGUUAGUCAUUAAACUUUAUAAGAUAUAUAUGUUCAUGUAUAAAUAUCUAUUGGUUAUUAUCAAUUUAUUAUAAAAACUAUUUAUGAAAACUGUUGUCAGUCAAUAAAUGUAUUGAAAAACAA